Molecule: messenger RNA, 345 nt
Organism: Porites evermanni
Lineage: Eukaryota; Metazoa; Cnidaria; Anthozoa; Scleractinia; Poritidae
Source: the annotation of a GenBank genome assembly
AUGGAGCUAGACUUGUACCUAUGUGUUAUAUGCCAGAGGAAAACCUCAGAAGCUUUAAAAUGUCCUUUGGAAAACCCGCUAAAGAAAGGAAAUAAAAAAGGAGCAUAUACGAAUUUUCUUAAUCACGUAAAGCAGUUUCAAGAUAUUGAUUCUUUACCAGUGAUAGUCAAAUUUGGAUGUGAUGAGACUGCAGAAAACUGGGAAUUUCACCGUGCGUCGUGGCAUAAGUCUUGCUAUGCGAAACUUAGCAGCUGCAAACUUGAAAGAGAAAAACUGAAAACAAAAGGCAGCAGUGAUUGGACAGAAACAAGCUCUCGCGGUAAGCGACAACGGUUGAACAGUUAA